Messenger RNA from Thyridium curvatum, 4338 nucleotides. RefSeq lists its product as uncharacterized. The coding region runs from base 1 to 4338 and encodes 1445 amino acids. Gene Ontology annotation, biological process: protein phosphorylation. Lineage: Eukaryota; Fungi; Ascomycota; Sordariomycetes; Thyridiales; Thyridiaceae. The record is from RefSeq and is a predicted model, not a curated record. Gene Ontology annotation, cellular component: cytoplasm. Gene Ontology annotation, molecular function: protein serine/threonine kinase activity; ATP binding. The transcript is spliced from 9 exons.
AUGGCGCCAGGCAGCUCCGCCGAGCGGGCGUACCCGCACCCGAACGGCAAGCUCGUCGCCGCCAAGGUCCCCGGCACGCCGAGGAAGGACGCGGGCGGCAGCCGCGACAGGUCUGGUGCGCUGCAGGACCCGGGGCUGAAAGACUACCGAUUAGGAGACUGCAUCGGCAAAGGAGCCUUCGGCUCGGUAUACAAGGCUUUCAACUGGGGCACCGGCGAGGCUGUGGCGGUCAAGCAGAUCAAGCUCGGGGACCUGCCUAAGAGCGAGCUGCGCAUGAUCGAGGCCGAAAUCGAUCUGCUCAAGAAUCUACACCAUGACAACAUUGUCAAGUAUAUCGGUUUUGUCAAGUCCUCGGACUGUCUCAAUAUCAUUCUCGAGUAUUGCGAAAACGGAUCAUUGCAUUCAAUAUGCAAAGCGUACGGGAAGUUCCCGGAGAACCUUGUGGGUGUAUACAUGACACAAGUUCUUCAGGGACUGCAGUACCUUCACGACCAGGGUGUGAUUCACCGUGAUAUCAAGGGCGCCAACAUUCUAACCACCAAAGAUGGCACGGUCAAGCUUGCCGACUUUGGUGUGUCCACCAGCACUCUCGCUGGGCCGGACAAAGAGGCACAGGUAGUGGGCACACCAUACUGGAUGGCACCGGAGAUCAUCCAACUUUCGGGAGCUACAUCAGCAUCGGAUAUUUGGAGCGUGGGAUGUACUGUCAUCGAACUGCUUCAGGGCAAACCGCCGUACCACAACUUGGCUGCCAUGCCUGCUUUGUUUGCCAUCGUCAAUGAUGACCACCCGCCUCUGCCAGAAGGGGUUUCUCCGGCUGCCCGAGACUUUUUGAUGCAGUGCUUCCAGAAAGAUCCCAACCUCCGUGUUUCUGCCCGCAAGCUUGGCAAACACGCCUGGAUCGUUGGCUGUCGUAGAAGCGACGCACCCGUCUCCAAAGCACCCUCCAACUUCAGCCAGGCUGUAGAAGAAGUCAAGCAGUGGAACAAAGCACUCAAGUCCUCGGAGAACAACCUCCGGGCCUCCACCGGCUCCGACAGCGGUGGGCCGAUGCAAGGCUUACGAAAUGGGGGUGGUGACCGACCGAAUGUCGUUGCACCAGCCAAAGGGCCUCUGUCUCUCGCGAAACCGAGACCGACUGCUGAGGCGUUUAGGUCUCCCGAACUCGCAGACGACGACAACUGGGAUAACGAUUUCGCGACAGCUAUAUCACCUACGGCGCUACAGUUGCCACAUCUGAAGCCUCAGGACAACUUUGGUGGACUGCUCUCCGCAGACAGGCUGAAGGCGUUUGCAUCGAUCGACGACUCGCGUGACAUUUCCAGCAACUGGGAAAGCUACUUCGAUAAUGAUCAUGCGACGAUCAAGGCGGCACAUGUACCAGACGUAGGCUCUUUGGAGCGUACCAUACGGCCUCCCAGGAGGGUGGAAAAAAGCGCCGAAGUGAAAUCGCCCAAGUCAAGCCGAAGGCACGGGCGCAAGCCAUCCUCAACCGCGACCGGGCAGUCAAAGUCACCCUCCAAGCAUCUUGGAAACAAGUUUGAGCUCCCCGCUCGCCCUGAAAUUGCCUACAGGGAACAGUCGGUAGAAGACUACUCGGACCUGUUCGCCGACAACGACAACGUGUUCGACCGCCGAAUGAGCCUGGUCCAGAAGGACACGCCACAACUGUUCCAUCCCUCCGACCUGACAAGCCUCCCCCGCUCGAUGCAGGCCCCCACGGGAGGCAGUAUGCGUCGCCAGGCCCCACCCAGGCCAUCUGUAUUGCCCGAUCGACAGAUGCGAAGAACCAGAUCCUCUGUCGAGAUCGAGCGGUUCGCCGAAGACGCGGAGGACGAGGACUUCUCAGACAUCUUUGGUGUGGAGGAGGCCCUUACAGAGAAGGAAGAGAGCGAUAGAGGCUCCGAAGAUGGUGGUCUUAUGCUCCUUUCGAAACUGUCCAACAAUUCUUGGCUCGGCGAUGACGAAGACGAGGACGACCCCUUCGCCAUGAUGGAUCCUGGUUGGGACGAGAUGGACUUGGAGGCGAAUAUUGCGCGAGAUCGACACGCUCGGCUGGCCGAGAAGGUCGAAGAGCUCGUGCGUUCUCUCAAGACCACCGAAGGCGAAGACACCCUGUCUGAGCUGUCCGAAGACCUUCUCAAUAUCUUGUGGGAGAACAUUGAGGUCAAAGACUUGAUCAUUAGUGCCCAUGGUCUUUUGCCAAUUCUUGAAAUACUGGAGCCUUGCACGGUAAAGAGCCGGCAGCACAUGAUUCUCCAGCUACUGAAGAUCGUCAACGCGAUUAUUCUGGAUGAUGUGGAACUUCAAGAAAACCUUUGCUUCGUUGGCGGCAUCCCGAUCAUCACCAAAUUCGCGGCCCGGCAAUAUUCCAACGAGAUCCGUCUCGAGGCCGCAGCCUUCGUGCGGCAAAUGUACCAGACCUCUACCUUGACGCUGCAAAUGUUUGUCAGUGCAGGUGGUCUCAACGUUCUGGUUGAAUUCUUGGAUGAAGAUUACGACUCCUCGAGGGAUCUGGUCCUGAUUGGUGUCAACGGGAUAUGGAACGUCUUCGAACUUCAGGGUCCCACACCAAAGAAUGACUUCUGCCGGAUUUUCUCCCGCAGCAAAAUUCUUGACCCUCUGGCUUUGGUUUUGCACAAGGUGCUUGAUGAGGAGACUGAUGAACUCUCAGAGCUGAUCGAGGGUCGGAUCGUCAACAUAUUCUACCUGUUCUCACAGGCCGAGAAUUACGUCAAGGAGGUUGUUGCCGAACGGCAGGUCUUGAAGACUGUGCUGAAGGACUUGCGGCGUAUGUCCGCACCUCAUCAGAUCACUAUGCUGAAGUUCAUCAAGAACCUGUCCAUGCUAUCUACGACGCUGGAGACACUACACUCGGCUGAUGCGAUCGACUUCCUCAUCGACGUGCUCAGCUACAGCAUGAAAAAGGGCCAUCAGCACUUCCGGGAAAUCUCGAACCAGGUGCUGAAUACGAUGUUCAAUCUGUGCCGGCUCAGCAAAGAGCGACAAGAGUAUGCUGCUGUCAACGGUAUCAUCCCACUCUUGCUCAAGAUCAUGCAGACGGACCGGCCACCCAAGGAAUUUGCGCUGCCCAUCCUGUGUGACAUGGCGCAUUCUGGGAGCAAGGGUCGGAGAUACCUAUGGCAGAACAAGGGUCUUGACUUUUAUAUCUCACUACUCCCUGACCAGUACUGGCAGGUCACGGCCCUUGACGCCAUCCACGUCUGGCUACAAGAGGAGACGGCCAAGGUUGAGAACCACCUGAUGGGCGGCAAGUUCACGGCGGCAAUCGUGUCGUGCUUUAAUACAUCGAAGGCUAAUGCUUUCGACCCCAACCUGCUGGAACCUCUUCUCAAGGUUCUACGUCUCAGCCCUUCGAUAGCCGCGUCACUCGGCAAAGCCGAGAUGUACGCUGGCAUCGCACAGAAGCUCAGCCACAAGAAGGCAGUCGUGAGGCUGAACCUGCUACGUCUGGUCCGCAACGUCAUGGACGCCUGCGAAGCGGACGGCAGCGCCCCGUCGGCGACCAACGGCCGGCAGCUCCGCACGCUGUUCGAGUUCAUCCACGCACUAGCGGAGAAGGACUCUGCCGUACUGGUCCGCAACCUGGCGUCGGAGCUCGUCAAGUCUCACAUCGUCACCGGCAGCGACGCCAUCUCGCUCUCGGCCGCGUCUUCGUCGAACGCUAACACCUCUCGGCCGCGGUCCAACCCGCGCAGGAACACGUCCUACACCCCUCCGGCCCUGCACUCGUCCAUCUCGGCGCCGAUGACGCCAACAUCGCACGGCGGCCACCACCACCGCGCACUGCAGGCUGCCGCGCCGCUGAUUGAGGUCGCCUCGACGCCGAAGCGCUCGGCCGUCACACUGGCGCACGAGCGCGAUGCCAUCGUCUACCGGCCGCGCAGCAGGGACAGCUCGGGCGGCUCCUCGACGACAUCAUCGAUCCCGUGGCGCGUUAGUGGCGACGCCGCGACGGCGGCGUCCAACGGGUCCGUCGCGGGCAAGGGCAGUAGGCUGCCGCGGCAGUCGAGCAACUUUGGGCGGCCGAGCCUCGGGCCCGCGGCCAUGGUGGUCAGCAGCAGGUCCGAGAGCUCCAUGUCUAAUAAGGAGAAUAAUGUGGGCCGGUAUGCUUCUUCGGUGGCUGGUGGUGGUGCCGGUGGUGGUGCCGGCGGUCUUGUUGGUAGUGCUAGCAGCGGCGGCAACAUGAUGGUGCCGCCGAGCCCGAGGGAGCAGCGCGUCAUGGAGCGGGCGGAGAGGAUCGCUGCCGCGGCUUCGGCGACUCCCGGGAGCAAGAGGCGGAACCGGGCGCCGAGUUCGGACGUGAGGUGGCCGUAG